AUGGAUUCAGAUCUAUAUGACGAAUUUGGAAAUUAUAUUGGUCCUGAAUUAGAUAGUGAUGAUGAAGAAGAAAUGCAGCCAGUUGGAAAUGAAGAAGAACAAAAUGACGAGUCUAUGGAAAGAGAUGAGGAAGAAGACGAGUCAGAAACACCAAUUGUCCCGGCUAACCAAAUUGUUUUACAUGAAGACAAAAAGUAUUAUGCAAGUGCUAUGGAAGUGUAUGGGGAGGGUGUGGAGGCUCUAGUACAUGAAGAAGAUGCGCAACCUUUGACUGAACCUAUCGUUAAGCCUGUGAAGCUUCGACGUUUUCAAGCUCAAGAAAAUUUGCUUCCUGAAACUGUUUACAAAAAAGAUUUUCUCGUUGAUUUAACAAGCAAACCAGAACUUAUUCGUAAUUUGGCAAUUGCUGGACAUAUUCACCACGGAAAGACUUCCUUUAUUGAUUGCUUGGUUGAACAAACACAUCCAGAUUUAUUUCGUUAUGAGGACAGAGACCUUCGCUAUUCUGACAGGCUUUUUAUUGAACAACAACGGGGAUGUUCUAUUAAAACACAGCCAGUUACUUUAGGUUAUAUUUUGAUUUAA
Meloidogyne enterolobii is the source of this 585-nucleotide messenger RNA. NCBI's taxonomy places the organism in Eukaryota, Metazoa, Nematoda, Chromadorea, Rhabditida, Meloidogynidae. The record is from the annotation of a GenBank genome assembly.